CAAAGAUGGUGGACAAUCGUGUGGUAAACGCAUGUUGGUACAUUUAGGCCCAGCAAAUAUCAACUGAUAUUGUAUCUAAAAUGUCAGGGGCUGUUGCACACAAUAUCAGCGAGAAAAGGAGAACAAAUGACGUCCUCAUCAGUGAUAACAUUGAUUUUGCAGGCCUGCUAUUAUCUCAUCCGGUCCUGCAAGGAUUGAAAAGUUCUGGGUUCGAAAGGCCUUCCCCUAUACAAUUGAAGGCAAUUCCACUGGGAAGAUGUGGCUUAGACCUAAUUGUCCAGGCAAAGUCAGGAACAGGGAAAACUUGUGUUUUUUCUGUUAUUGCUCUUGAAGGUUUGCAAACAGCCAGCUUUGCAUUACAGGUGUUGGUGCUGGCUCCAACCAGGGAGAUCGCAAUCCAGAUCUGGGAUGUGAUUCGUGGAAUUGGAAGGAAUGUGUCGCGUCUCUCCUGUCAGACUUUCAUAGGAGGCAUGCCUCUUCAGGAAGACCGACAGAAGCUUAAAAAAUGUCACAUCGCCGUUGGAACACCAGGUCGUAUCAAACAAUUGAUUGAAAAUGGAAUGAUGACAACAGACAGUAUAAGGAUGUUUAUUUUGGAUGAGGCAGACAAGUUACUGGAGGAAGGUUUUCAGGAACAAAUCAAUUGGAUCUACUCAUCCCUACCUGAGAACAAGCAGAUGCUGGCCUUGUCUGCUACAUAUCCAGAAUAUUUAGCUCAACACCUGACUGCUUACAUGAGGAAUCCUACCUUUCUCCGUCUCAACAUCUCUGAUCCUGCUCUUCUUGGAAUUAACCAGUAUUUCCGAUCCGUGCCCUUUCAUCCAUUGCCACACAAACAAUUUGAGAACAAGACCAAGGUUGUCACAGAGAUACUUUCCUCUGUGAAUUUCCAGCAGUGUCUGAUCUUCUCAAACUUACAAACAAGAGCACAGAACAUGGCAGACACCCUGACAAGUCUAGGAUGGCCAACCGCAUGUAUUGCUGGACGUCUGGAUCAAAAGGACCGGAACGAGGCCAUGAGUAAACUGAAGACCUACAAGUGCCGGGUUCUAAUAUCUACUGAUCUGACAUCCAGAGGAAUUGAUGCAGACAAAGUGGAUUUGGUCAUGAACCUGGACAUUCCCAAAGACCACGAGACAUAUCUCCACAGGAUCGGGCGGGCAGGGAGGUUUGGAACAUUCGGUGCUGCGGUUACCAUCAUCAGCCAAGGGCAGGAGGAGCUUGAUCUUCAGUCAGUAGAGGAGAAAUGUAACACUCAUAUCUCACCACUACCCGAUCCAAUACCCAAGGAUCUACCAAAGUCUGAAUGUAGAAUUACCAUUGAUGAUGUGGUCUCCUCAGAACAGAUCAAAACUUCACCAAAACACCAGAAGACCUUCCUUCAAAGGAAAAGGGGCAACAGACGAAACAAAAAUAAACAAAGCAAAGAUUCAUCACACGAACAGAAAGACGAUCAAACAAACUUACAGGAAGAUAAAUUAGUGAUAAUUGACGAGAUGUCGUCAGAUAAACAAAAUGACGACUUGAACACAAAUGGGUUUGACAGUACUCUCACAGAAACAGUGGAUAGUACAGGACCUGAUCAGAACGAAGCACAGAAAAACAAGAUGGUUGACAAGAUAACUGAGGGGUUUAGUGACAUUUCCUUCAAGCAUGAAGUGAAAACAACAGCUCUUAUGGGCAGUGAUAAAGACUCAGAAACGGAGGAUCUGAAUUCAAAUCUCUUUACUGGUGAAAACUGUGACAAUUUUACAUAUCUUCCAUCAAGUGGAAGUGAUGUAACUAAUUCUAGUUUACUUCCUCAAAUUCCGUCCUUUAAAACUUCUGUGUGUUACAGACCUGUCUCCAACCCUCAUACCUAUGACAGUGCUAAAUUAGACUUGGAGCAUUACAAGAAUAAUGAUGAUAAAUACGAGACAGUGGAUGCUAACGACAAACAAUUCAAGGUCAAGGUUACUAACAAUGCUCGGCGCUCUGUUGAUCAAGCAGUCAAAGAGGAUUUACGACGGAAAGUAUACCUUGUUCUUCAGAACCCCAAAAGUUUGACUGUAUCUGAUAGAGUUGUGCAACCGGAUGUGACGGACAGUACCGCAUUGAAACCACUGUCAGUGUUAGUUACUAAUGGAAAAAGUGAGCGACAAAAUGUAUCUGAUGAGAAGGACAUUAGUGUACAACAACGUGACAGUGGUUUGUUGACAGUAUGUACUCAGGUGAAGAAAACUGUUAUUCCGUCAGAACAGUCUAGCCAGGGCAGUGAUAACGUCCAGGAACAAAUUGUCUGGGACAGUGGUACAGCUGGGGAUCAUGUGCCAUCUACCAUCCUCAGGUCUGUACCGAAAUCACAUGCUGACCGAUACAAGGAAAAACAAUCAAAAGUCUGUCAUUCUAAAUCCACUACCAAAAGUUCUGGCACAAGUAAAUCCUCUAUUGCAAGGACAACUGUUGAUUCACACGACAUUCCAGUAGACGAUAAUCCCGAGCCCUCUCAGGCAUUAACGACUGCAAUUGCAAAUGUUAUGAAAAGGAUACUGAGUCAUGAAAAGUGUAGUAAAAAACAAUUAGAAGAAAAGGUUUUUAGAUUUUUGAAAAGAUCCAUACAAACUGAAGAGAGGUUGAAAAAUGACGAUGGAGAGGAAAAUGAAGAGUCUGAUCUAUCAGAGACCGACUCAUCGUCUGAUAGUGAUUCAUCAGGAGAGGAAUCGGACGACGAGAGGACACAGGUAGAGGAGGAAGACCCAGUAGAUGAUUAUCUGGAAGAGGAUGAUUGUUACGAGGAGUAUCUACACGAUAAAGAAUACAGAAAUCAGACAGAAUGGGACGAAUGUAUAGAACAUGGUGAUGAUGACGAUGAUGAAUAUGUAAAUUAUGAUACAUAUGGUGAAAAUCCUGGAGUGUCAGAAUAUACACCACAAUACUCUCAGUGGAAUGCGUGGGGGUAUCCCUGUCCUGUCUCGCCCUAUUACUACCAAUACCCUGUCUACUGGUGCUAUCCGAUGUGUUAUCCUGGUUAUCCGCCCCUCGGGUACCAGCCGUGGGGCACCAACACGCAAACUCAGCAAUACCUACAGACUGUCAUGAACAAUCAAGCCCAUUACAUCCAUCAAAUGCUGCACAGAACAUAAGUCUCUUUUUCCGUUGGAUGUGACAUAGUGAUAAGAAAAUAUGUAUGUUUUAAUGUGGACUUAUGUGGCCAUUUCUAAUAACACUAAUUAGUUAUCAAACAUUUUUUUUCCGUAGGGUCCUUGCUAAUUUGAUAGAUAUAUUUUGGUCAUUUCUAAUAACAUUCGAUCAUGAAACAAUUUUCUGUAGCAUGCUUUCCAAUCUGAAUAGAAUACAGACCAACAUUAUACACUCCGUUCAUAACAGUGUAUACCUGGUAAUGAUAAUCUGUAUUUUUAUUAGAAUGGGUCCUUGCUAAUUUGAUUGAUACUACUGUGUCAUCUAGAUGGAUUUGAAAUCCUUUUCUAUACAAGUUGUUAUGAAUUAUUAUUGUACAUGUUGAAUCUAGCAAUGCAAGUUGUUUUGGGCUUCUAUAUGUAAAACUAAGCUUCAAUUUUAUAAUUGAUUAAAACAUUGAUAUGAA
Messenger RNA from Pecten maximus, 3583 nucleotides. Its product is annotated as probable ATP-dependent RNA helicase DDX20. Gene Ontology annotation, molecular function: ATP binding; nucleic acid binding; RNA helicase activity. The coding region runs from base 81 to 3122 and encodes 1013 amino acids. The transcript is spliced from 11 exons. The record is from RefSeq and is a predicted model, not a curated record. NCBI's taxonomy places the organism in Eukaryota, Metazoa, Mollusca, Bivalvia, Pectinida, Pectinidae.